Molecule: messenger RNA, 1515 nt
Organism: Epithele typhae
Lineage: Eukaryota; Fungi; Basidiomycota; Agaricomycetes; Polyporales; Epitheliaceae
Product: DEAD-domain-containing protein
Exons: 4
Coding region: 1-1515 (504 amino acids)
Biological process (GO): P-body assembly; cytoplasmic stress granule assembly
Cellular component (GO): cytoplasmic stress granule; P-body
Molecular function (GO): RNA helicase activity; ATP binding; mRNA binding
Source: RefSeq, a predicted model, not a curated record
AUGGCUCAACAAGCUCGCCCCUCCUCCUCCUCCACCUCCCACUCUGAAUCUUGGAAACAAGGUCUGCGCCCACCACCAAAAGACUAUCGCCCGCAGACCGAAGAUGUCACCGCAACGAAGGGCGUCGAAUUCGAAGACAUGUUCCUUCAAAGGGAACUCCUCAUGGGCAUCUUUGAGGCCGGCUUCGAGAAGCCGUCACCGAUCCAGGAGGAGGCCAUCCCCAUCGCACUCACCAAGCGCGACGUGCUCGCGCGCGCAAAGAACGGGACGGGCAAGACCGCCGCGUUCGUCAUCCCCUCCCUGCAACAGGUCGACGUGAACAAGUCGAAGAUCCAGGCGCUGCUGCUCGUGCCCACGCGCGAGCUCGCGCUCCAAACCGCGCAGGUUUGCAAGAACCUCGGCAAACACAUGGGCAUUCAGGUCAUGGUCACCACCGGUGGCACGACCCUCAAGGACGAUAUCAUGCGUCUCUCCGAGCCCGUUCACGUCCUCGUCGGCACGCCCGGCCGCAUACUCGAUCUUGCCGGCAAGAACGUCGCGGACCUCAGCCAGUGCCCUGUGUUCGUCAUGGACGAAGCCGACAAGCUGCUGUCGCCCGAGUUCGCACCCGUGAUGGAGCAAUUGCUCUCAUAUCUCCCCCAAGACCGCCAGGUCAUGCUGUUCAGCGCAACCUUCCCGCUUAUUGUGAAGGAUUUCAAGGACAAACACAUGAAGUCGCCAUACGAGAUCAACCUGAUGGACGAGCUCACGCUCCGCGGUGUCACCCAAUACUAUGCCUAUGUCGAAGAACGACAGAAGGUGCACUGUCUCAAUACACUAUUCUCCAAGUUGCAAAUCAACCAGUCUAUCAUAUUCUGUAACUCUACAAACCGCGUCGAGCUCCUCGCCAAGAAGGUCACCGAACUCGGCUACUCAUGUUUCUACUCGCACGCGAAGAUGCUCCAGUCGCACCGGAACCGCGUCUUCCACGACUUCCGCAACGGCGUGUGCCGCAACCUCGUCUGCUCCGACCUCCUUACCCGCGGUAUUGACAUCCAGGCUGUCAACGUCGUCAUCAACUUCGACUUCCCCAAGAACUCGGAGACGUACCUGCACCGGAUCGGCCGCUCGGGCCGUUUCGGGCACCUGGGAAUCGCCAUUAACCUCGUCACGUACGAGGACAGGUUCAACCUGUACAAGAUAGAGCAGGAGCUCGGCACGGAGAUCGCGCCGAUUCCCCAGCAGAUCGACAAGGGCCUUUACGUCGCGCCGUCUGGCCCAACGGAGGAGGAGGCGCAGGCAAUCGCCCAGGCGCAGGCUCAGCAGGCCGCGAAGGGCAAGGCACCGGCUCAACAGCAACAGCAGCAGGCUCCGCGGCAAGCGACCGCUCCGAUGAACGGUGGACAGAGGCAGGCGGGUCCCUCGCAGGUCGUGUACCAGAGCGGCCCACAGCCGAGGGCAAACGGUUCGGUUGCACCUCAGUCGCAGGCGCCUUAUCCCAACGGAUAUCGUGGAGUGCCCGUUGCGCGUGGAUGA